Daphnia magna is the source of this 923-nucleotide messenger RNA. RefSeq lists its product as uncharacterized. The transcript has 4 exons. Lineage: Eukaryota; Metazoa; Arthropoda; Branchiopoda; Diplostraca; Daphniidae. The coding region runs from base 47 to 337 and encodes 96 amino acids. The record is from RefSeq and is a predicted model, not a curated record.
UUAUCCAUCGUUUUUAUCUGAACUACUGAGUUACUGGGAAAAACCGAUGAACAGGAAUUUCUGUUUCUCGUUCGAUUUCGGCACACAGAUCACCAACGGACGUUUGAAAGUAAAAGGCAAUCUAAACAAAGCAAUGUACAGCCUCCGCGACUUCUCUCAGAAAGAAAAAGAGCUAAUGAAAUUCGCCGAAUUGUCUGGAAUCGUUAUGAAUCCCAGAAUUCUGAGAAGCAUCAUUGAACUCCUUCAGGCAAACACUUCUCCAGCAUCUAUCAUACAAAUGUUGAAUGAAUUAUCAAUCUUUCGUGUUCAGGAGAAGACAAGGAGACAAAGAUGCUAAAACAUUUGAGUGAAAAAUGAUUUUGUAGCAAAUGAACUUGUUUCUCUUCAAAUAUAUUUUUUUAAAUUCCCUUUGCAUUAGAAAAUGCUACAGUAAAGUAGUUUGAUGGAGAAGGUUUCAGCCAAUUCUGUGUUCUUCAAUGUUUGUUAUUUUUCAAGAUUUUGGGUAAUGAAGAGGGAAGUUGUUUUAAAACAAAAAUUCUUUAAAAAAAAAGUUCUCAAUAAAUAAUUCCUCAGUAGGGUAGUUGACUUUUUCCAGAGGAAAAAUCUUGAUUGAUUCAAGUUGAAUUAAACUUCAAAGGGUACCAAUUCAGCCAGUUUAACUUGAUAGCUGUUUCCAGGAAACAUAUACUGAUGGAUAUGAUAAAAAAAAAAGGGUGCAGGCUGAAAAAGUUUACCGAAAACAACAGCUGCACAGAUUGAAAAGUUUUGAAAUUCAAGAAGGAACAAGAAAAAAUAUGAAGAAAAAUAUUCGUUUCUGUCAAUUACAGGUUAGAUGGGCGAUUGAAACCUCUGCCACCUAUUUUGUACGGCGAAGAAAAGAAAAGAAAAAGAAAAAAAAAAAGAAAAAAAAAAAAAGAUGCGCU